AUGGGCCGAGCCGGGGCCGCCGGGGGCGGGGGCCCGGGCCGGGGGCCGCCGCCGCUGCUGCUGUUUCUGGGAGCCACGCUGGUUUUCGCCGCCGGGGCCGCGCCAGGUGGGUACCGACCGGGACCUGGGCGGCACUCGCGCCCCACCUCCGGGCGGGGGUCUGGCUGCCCUCGGGUACCGGCGGAGUCCGCGAGCUGUGGUAAGGGGGCGGGGCAGCGCCUGGGCCGCGGCCAGGGCGGGGGAUGGGGCGCGCCAGAAGGUGGGGGGCGUGCGGGGCGCGGGGGCGGUGCCGGCCGCAGGGUUGCGGACCGCGGUGCGGGAUGGGGGCGGGGCCUGGAGAUGGGGCGGGGCCUGGAGAUGGGGCGGGGCCUGAGUGGAACUUCGGGGCGGGGCCUGGAGGUGGGGGCGGGCUAUGGGGGGAGGCUGAGAGGCCAGACCCAGGGACUGAGCUUAAAGGUGGGGGCGUGGCCUUGGGAUACCUGGUGGCGGCUGCCGCGGUUGUCCCUGGUCUGGGAGGGCGAGCCGCGGUGGGGCGGAGCCCAAGAGCCGUUGCGCGCGCGGCGCCACCCUGACUCUCCGCUCCUCGCCCUCCCGCCCACAGCUCGCGAGGCGGGCAGCGCGGUCGAGGCCGAGGGACCAGUGAAGAGCGUCUUGGCAUGGGAGCCGCGCGCCAACGAUACGCGGGACGGGGCCGCCCCGUCAGGGACUGGGGAAGACGAGACCGCGUGGACGGCACCAGCCGACGAGCAGGCCGCGGCUGGCCCCCGGGUCGGCCCAGAAGAGGCGCUGGAGGCUUCGGCCGCGGUGACGGGCGCCUCCUGGCUGGAGACUGACAGCCCUGGCCUGGGCGCGGUGACCACCGAGGUGGGCAGUGGCGACGCCCAGGCCCUCCCAGCCACACUCCCUGCUCCCGAUGAGGCCCUCGGGCAGUCGUCAGUACCCCCUGCCACCCCCGAGGCUAUCAGACCACCCUCCUCCACCCCUGGCAACAAGCCGAGCCCAGGCCCUGAACUCCCCAAGGAGAGCUCCCUAGAGAUUUGGCUGAACUUGGGAGGCAGCACACCUGGCCCUCAUGGGCUAGAACCCACAUACCCUUUUCAGGGCACGCUGGAGCCCCAGCCAGCCUCAGAUAUAAUUGACAUCGACUACUUCGAAGGACUGGACGGGGAGGGCCGUGGUGCCGACCUGGGAAGCUUCCCAGGCUCACUAGGAACUUCGGAGCACCACCCCGAUACUGACACCGGCGGAGAGACACCUUCAUGGAGCCUGCUUGACUUAUACGAUGACUUUACCCCCUUUGAUGAAUCUGAUUUCUACCCUACCACCUCGUUCUAUGACGACUUAGAUGAAGAGGAGGAAGAAGAGGAGGAUGAUAAGGAUGCAGUGGGAGGUGGAGACCUGGAAGAUGAAAAUGACCCUAUAAUGCCCACCAAGAAGCCUGGCCAGGGGCCAGGGGCAGGCCAGCCCACUAGUCGGUGGCAUGCUGUCCCCCCACAACAUACUCUGGGGAUAGUCCCUGGCAGCAGCAUUGCCCUCAGGCCCCGCCCAGGAGAGCCAGUCAGGGGCCUGGCCCCAGGCGAGAAUGGCACUGAGUGUCGCAGUGGUUUUGUGCGACAUAAUGGCUCCUGCCGGUCGGUAUGCGACCUCUUCCCCAGUUACUGUCACAACGGCGGCCAGUGCUACCUAGUGGAGAACAUAGGGGCCUUCUGCAGAUGCAACACGCAGGACUACAUCUGGCACAAGGGGAUGCGCUGUGAGUCCAUCAUCACCGACUUCCAGGUGAUGUGUGUGGCCGUCGGCUCCGCUGCCCUUGUGCUGCUCCUGCUUUUCAUGAUGACGGUGUUCUUUGCCAAGAAGCUCUAUCUGCUCAAGACGGAGAAUACCAAGCUGCGUAGGACCAACAAAUUCCGGACCCCAUCUGAGCUCCACAACGAUAACUUCUCCCUCUCCACCAUUGCUGAGGGCUCUCACCCAAAUGAUGAUACAAGUGCACCCCACAAAAUCCAGGAAGUUCUCAAGUCUUGCCUGAAAGAGGAGGAGUCCUUUAACAUCCAGAACUCCACGUCGCCCAAACUUGAGAGUAACAAAGGUGACCAGGCGGACUUGGACGUGAACUGUCUGCAGAAUAACUUAACCUGAAGCAGAGCAAGAAGAAAGGAGACGGGGGCGGGGGGAAAUGUUGCCUCCUCUUGUACAGAGUCUAUUUCUUGUAACCAUUUGUUAAGCCCUUUUCCUUUUCUGAUCUCAUGGCAUGCUUUGGUGUAUUUUGUACAGGAGGGAAAAAAAAGCAAAGAACCUGAGUGGAAUUACAUCCGUUGGACUGUUCUGUCUGUGCCGUCUGUACAGUGCUUCUGCUGCUGUGAUUUCUAAACCUGUGCUGUUACUCAACUGACUUUUUUUUGUACUUUGACCCACCUUUUUUUGAGAUACCAGUAAAAAACAAAGUUCUUGAAAUAAAACUUUUUAAAAAGUUAUCCAUUUUCCUAAUGUCAUUAUGUCCACUCCCUCCCCAUUCUUGUCACUUUGAGUUGAGUUCUUGCCUUCAUUGAAGAUGUAUGUUUAUUUAAAUAUGUUUGGAAUUCCAGAAAUGGUUUAUAUCACCAACUCUUAAGAGUGCUCUUUUAUUCUUUCAUAAAUAUUCAACACCUACUCUGAGCCAGGCACUAUGCUAAAUCCCGAGAAUAAUAAAUGAAUAAGAUAGAUCUUAACCUCAAGAUGUUAACUGUCUACUUGAGAAACAGACUUAUAAACAAGUAUAAUAUAGCAAGUAAAUAUUAGAGGGAGAGCACUCCGAAAGUUAGGAAGGUAGUGCGACAUGCAUGACUAGAGACUGAGAGGGAGAGGUCCUAGGUGGAUAAGGCUGUAAAGGACGAGCAGAUUGUGAAGAGCCUUGAAUGCCAGUUAAGGACAGGGUCGGGUUUAUUUUCUAAAAAGUUAUCUCUGGAGAUAGUAGUGAAAGCAGAUUUGAAGAUGGGGAUUGCAGCAAUCCAGGGAAAUAAUAUAACCUUUUUUUUUGUUGCCGUCAGGUCGAUUUCAAAUCAUAGUGACUCUAUAGGACAGAGUAGAACUGCCACAUAGGGUUUCCAAGGCUGUAAUCUUUAUGGUACACCUACAGGAAAUUACCAGAAAUUGAAGCUGGAUUCAGAAGAGGAUGUGGAAUGAAGGAUAUCAUUGCUGAUGUCAGAUGGAUCUUGGCUGAAAACAGAACACCAGAAAGAUGUUUGCCUGUGUUUUUUGACUAUGCAAAGGCGUUCACCUGUGGAUCAUAACAAAUUACAGAUGACCUUGUGAAGAACAGGAGUUCCAGAACACUUAAUUGUGCUCACGUGGCAUCUGUACAUAGACCAAAAGGCAGUCAUUAGAACAGAACAAGGGAAUACUGGCACGGUUUAAAAAUCAAGAAAAGUGUGCGUCAGGAUUGCACCCUUUCACCAUACAUAUUCAAUCUAUAUGCUGAGCAAAUAGUCCAAGAAGCUGGACUAUAUGAAGAAGAAUGUGGCAUCAGGACUGGUGGAAGACUCAUUAACAACCUGCAUUAUGCAGAUAAACAGAACCGUGCUUGCUGAAAGUGAAGAGGACUUGAAGCACUGAUGAAGAUCGAAGACUAUAGAAGGAUCGUGCUUGAUAAAGUAGAGGGUCAGGGAAAAAGAGGAAGAUCCUCACCUUGGAUUGACACAGUGGCUGUAACAAUGGGCUCAACAUAACAAUGAUUGUGAGGAUGGUGGAUGGCACAGGACGGGGCAGUACCACCUAACAACAACAAUAAUCCUUAUGGGAUCACUGGAUCUUUACUUCUGAAGAGCUGCUGGUGGGUUCGAACCGCCAACUUUUUGGUGAGCAUUUUAACCAUUGCAUCACCAAGGAUCCUCAUUUUCAGGUAUAGGUUAUAUGAAUCAGAUUUGUGGCUGUUUUCUAAAUUUCAAAAUAUUUCACAUACUUCCCAAGAAAAAUCUUUGUACAAUAAAUAAUAAAAGUCAAGGUUUGGGAUUUGCAGAAUUUGGGUUUUUAGUUGUUUUCUUAGCACAAUUAAAAACAAAAGAGGCUAUAAAUUCCAGAACCUGAUAUAUGUAGAACAUGUCCUUGCCCUAAGCUAUUUAAAUCAGAUUUGUUAUAGAUUUAUCCCAUUUAUGAGGUCAGAUUCCUCAGAUAUUAUGGAACAAGUUUUUUUAAGUUUAAUAGGGAUGGAUUAAAAGAAUUAACAAUUUAAAUAGCCAGAUUUACUAUUUGGAAUGGGGGGCAUUUUCUAGAAUUUGCCUGUGAUCCAUCUGUGAUAAUUCUAAUAACUGGAAUCCCUAUAAGCAUGUUUCUUUUGCCUGAUUUCUGUUGGUUCCUCGAUUUGUCUCAUGUGCCUCAUUAUUUUUUAUUUUAUGCUGGACAUUGUUUUAAAAAUAUUAAUAGAAAUAAUUUGAGGCCUAGGAUGAUUGCUUUCUCUAGAGAGGUUUUUUUUCUCCCCGCCCC
Messenger RNA from Loxodonta africana (African savanna elephant), 4458 nucleotides. It is a transcript of the gene CSPG5, whose product is annotated as chondroitin sulfate proteoglycan 5. The transcript has 5 exons. Gene Ontology annotation, biological process: nervous system development; cell projection morphogenesis. Gene Ontology annotation, cellular component: synapse. The record is from RefSeq and is a predicted model, not a curated record. The coding region runs from base 1 to 2139 and encodes 712 amino acids. Lineage: Eukaryota; Metazoa; Chordata; Mammalia; Proboscidea; Elephantidae.